CAGAACGCAUACUGAAAGUAGGUUACCUAUUACGGUUGCUCGUCUUAAUCUCGCUCAUGUGAUCUAGAUAGGCUCACAUUGAUUACAUGGUCAUCCUUGGGAAUCAUAUCUGGUCCACUGAAACUCUUGUUUGUGCAUCACGUAUUUAACCAAACUACUUUUCGAAACUGUGCCGAUAUGUCAUGAUUAGACUUCUGUGAUCAGAUGUGAUUCUAUCCAACUUUACCUUCAGUUCAGUGCAUUUCCGUCUUAUGAAGCUUGAAUUCAGGUACCUAUCAAGGUGAUAGCUAUACGUGAUAUGGUAUACCUACAACAUUCCAAGAAAAUAUCUUACUACAACAUAACUAGCCAUGGAGAACGACAUCAUAAUGCUCGAUACCAAUGCAUCCAAGAGUGAAAUUCAGAGAAAUGGACUGAUUUCACACUCGACUAAACAUCAGCGAGCUCAUCAACCGUAUGAGAACUUGAAGACAUCAUCACCCCUCUAUCAGAGACCGGUCCAUAUCCCGGUUCAGAUGGUGUACCCCGCUAUUCAAAAGACCUCAGAGCAGGACAACCGAAACAAGAUCAGUGGUCUCUCCGAUUCGGAUACCAAAGAAGACAGCGCCCCCUACAGCUCUGACAUGGACGACGAUUCUAGGGAAGAGUGUGAGGCAAACGAGGUCGGGGACGGUGCGACGGGAAGACGACCACGCGACUUUGUUCCCGAUGGUACGAAGGACGCAAGAUACUGGGUGAAGCGUAUUAAGAACAAUUUAUCUGCGAAGCGAUCUCGAGAGAAACGUCGUAUGGCAGAUAAUGUCAUGGAGAGUAAAGUGAGCAAGUUAGCACAGGAGAAUGAAGACUUGCGAAGUGAGCUUGCAAACAUUAAACGGUUGGUACAGGAUAACAUUAUCAAAGACACUAAACAGGGAGUUGCCGUUGAUAUGUUGCCGCCCCCACAAGGACCUCAAACACAAUUUGUUGUAGGUGUCUCUCCGCAAUCCCUACCACUUAUCAUCCCAACCUACCACAACCCCCUGUCCAGGUUCCCUACUCCUCAGGAGAUCAUGCUUUUACCACAGUCUGGUUUACCCCAGUCCGGUAUAGCACAACCCGGUUUCCCACAGUCUGGUUUACCACAACCUGGAUUACCACACCACACCAUACACCACCAUGGCGUACCACAACCUCUUUUACCAAAACACGGCCUACAACAGUACAAUUUACAACAGGCAGUUCGAUCCGUGUCGCAUGCUGCUACCUUGUCAAGUGGAUCUUUCCCUCCAUUUAUUGCAUCGUCAAGGAACGUGAACUCUUUUAAUCGUCCUGAGUUAGAAGACCGUUCUAGAUGGCCAACCGCUUACAUACCUAAGCCUGCAGGAAGUGAAUCUACGUCACACUCGAAAACAUUGCAGGAGAGUGCUAUCCAAUCAACAGAUAUAUCCACAGUGGUUGGAAAUGGUGUUACCAAGGCGAGAUCACCGGGAGACAAAUUGUGUCCUGUAUAUGAUGCUGGAAUCCCCUCAGCCAAGGCCUCUGAAAGAACUCGUCCUUUGGUCGAAUCUCCCAUCGCGGAGUCUAAGCCAGUAUCAGCUAUUGAAGAUGUCUGUAAACCAGUAUCGACUUCACCCACUUCAUCUGAGAUAUCCGACACAUCGUCUCUCGCAGAAAUCAACAAGUUGCCACAUAAACUACGCGCCAGGUUUCUACGCUCACUGUGUCAUCAAGAAGAGGUAGGAACCACUGACUCGGAGGUGAACACCCCAGCCAACCAACUAACAAUGAAGGAUGAUCCCAUCCUCAUGAACAUUAAGCGGGAGAAAGAUGAUGAGGUUCCGCACGAAGUUGACAAUAUGGAAAUCGAGUGUACGUCCUCGGUUCCAUUAAGAACCCAAUGGAUCCCGCCUAAAGUUGAAUUCCCUCAGAAUAUGUUGCAUAGUAUUGAAGAAGAACUUGAACAGGCUAGAAACUUGGUGCCCACUCCUAGCCGGACCAUGAAUCGCUCUGAAGCACAGGCUUAUGUUGAGCUUGCCAAAGCGGCGUCAGAACUGGUUGGUGCUCGUCUCCAAACGAAGGAUUUCUCUGCUCCAUCCAUGCGUCAGCUUACUCGUCAACGCACGCGUGAUAUGAACUUUAACGAGAAGUAUCGCGAUAAGCGCGUACGCAAUAAUAUCGCUGCAAAGAAGUGCCGUGACGCAAAACGGUUGCUCAACGAUUAUCGGUCCUCUCGAUCGAAUUUCUUUGAAGUAGAGAACGUAACUCUGAGGAAUGAAGUAGAAGGUCUGACGAAAGACGUAAUGAGACUUCGCGAAUUGGUGCGAAGAAAGCAAUUACCUCUUUAUAAGGUUGCAUGAUAAGACUGUAAAAUAUAGAAAAGGCAAAAAUGAAAAUUAUUAACUUUUGUACCGAUUCUGUUUACAAACCUGUAAAGAACUAGAAAAUCCAUGGCAACGACUUUCUUUUCCUCCAAACGAGUUCUAAUGACGAGUAGACUCACAAUUCUUUGCCUCUAAUCCAAUCUUGUUCGGUAUUCUUUCAAUAUCACUUUCCGUAUUAAAAAGGAGAAUGGUCAUUGACAUAAAGUUGACGAAAGUCAUAAUCCCGGAUCUUUACCAAAAUAUUUUCAAUCUUAUUUGACUUGGCACAUGAACUGUACAUAAUAUUACAUGUAUUGGAGAAGCAUUCUUGGUGAUUUGUAUACAAAUGUUUUGGGGUACAGGGUUGCUGUAUAAAGUGUAAAGUUGUCUUUUGUCUUACAAAACUGUCGAUUUGUAACUUUUCACCAAGUACUAAUAAUGGACGUCUCUUACUGGCAGUAUUGACAUUUCCUAGAAAAACACGAUAAAUAGUACACAACAUUUGGAAACUUAUAUCUUAUAAUUGGAAGUUGUCACUUGUGACUUGUGAUAGUAUCUUUUGCCAAGAUAAUUGACGUCUACCUUCUAAAUUAAACCCAUGGCGAACAGACAGACAUAGUUGGGCACACAUAAUGCUAUCAAAAGGUCAAUUCACGGAGCUCUGAAUAGUUUCCUCCAACAUGCAAUAUGGAGGGAACUAUUUAGAGCUCCAUGGAGUGACCUUUGGUUGCGUAUAAUUGUGUGAUUGCUGCAACUAUCUCUCUAUAAGUACGUCAUGGUUACACUUGGUGCUAUUACGUUCAUGCAACCUAUUCUUGUCUCUUCUCCUGUAUCUGUCUUUCCCUCUCUGUAACACUUCUCUGGUCAAUUUCCACUUUCCUAUUUCAUUUCAUACACCAUUGCUGUAUGAAUAUCCAUGAAAUGUUAUAAAUUUACGGGCUCGUUCACUCAAUCUUUGCUAAUACAAGAACCAAUUUUCUAUUCAGUUGUCCGUAACGGCAGCCCCAUUUUAUAUUUAUGCAUCCGUCUUCGUUAAUCUUCGUUGGCAAUGGGGCGCGUACACCCAUUAACAGAAAUGAUAAGAGUCGGAAUAGGGCCAACAGGUUUCAUGAAAUCAUGUUUCUUGGAACGAUUAUCAUGAGGAAUAUUCGCCUCUCCCCUCCCGACAAUCAUCAAUCAGCCCUUGAUGUAUAUGUAACAAUGAUUUGAUCAUUGGUCGAUGAAAUAUUUCUCUCCCCCCCCCCCCCCCCAAUUUUUUUUUUUUUUUUUUUACCUUUGAUACCAUGUAUUAAUCUUGCUUUAGCUGCAGAGAGGUUCUUUAUUCAUUCUUUGCAUAUUAUGAAUCCACCGAAGUCAUCAUUGUUUUGAACAAGACACAUUGCACCUUGGUAUUCAGUUAUUUUGCUUAUGUUUAUGUGAUAUAAAUUGUUUCCACAGUGUACAGAAAAGGGUACUAUCUAUGAGUUGUACAAAAUAAUGUUAUUAAAUGCACCUACGUUACUAUUUUCG
This is a messenger RNA of Strongylocentrotus purpuratus (purple sea urchin), 3848 nucleotides long. RefSeq lists its product as uncharacterized. The transcript has 2 exons. Gene Ontology annotation, molecular function: DNA-binding transcription factor activity; DNA binding. NCBI's taxonomy places the organism in Eukaryota, Metazoa, Echinodermata, Echinoidea, Camarodonta, Strongylocentrotidae. Gene Ontology annotation, cellular component: nucleus. The record is from RefSeq and is a predicted model, not a curated record. Bases 351 to 2336 code for a protein of 661 amino acids. Gene Ontology annotation, biological process: circadian rhythm; regulation of DNA-templated transcription.